Molecule: messenger RNA, 1290 nt
Organism: Nezara viridula (southern green stink bug)
Lineage: Eukaryota; Metazoa; Arthropoda; Insecta; Hemiptera; Pentatomidae
Source: the annotation of a GenBank genome assembly
CUCUGAUGAGCACCCACAGUCAAAGAGUUAGGAACGACAGGAUGGAUCGACGCCAUCUGUCAGCUCAGCGCUGAGUUUAAGAACUCAUUCAAAAUGUCUUCCUACAUAAGUCAAUGUAACCUGAUCAACUACAACCUACCCCUCUUCGUAAUUAAUAAAUUUCCAAAUUCUAGUAGUAGCAUUCCAAAAAUUCUUAAAACUCAUAAAAUCUUUCAAAAUAUAGUUCUUUAAAUGAAAACAACAUAAGAAGUAAUUUGGCAAAUAAUCUCUUGUAAUGCAUCUUUUUUAUCAAUUCAUCUAAAAUUAAUGGAUAAUUUUAAUUAAUUACAUCGUUUUAAAAACUCGAUUUUCCUUGUAAAAAAUGCCUAACAAAAAAACUGGACAAAGAAAAAAGGCGGAAAAGCAAAAGAUUCGCCAAAAAGAUAUAAGAACUGCAAGAGAUAAUUUAGAUUUUGGUAAAUACCCAUGUAAUGUGUCUAUGGAAUGUGAUAAAUGCAAAAGAAAACAGAAGAACAGAGCAUUUUGUUAUUUCUGCGGAAGUGUUCAAAGACUUCCUGUCUGUGCACACUGUGGGAAAGUUAAGUGUUUGCUCAAAACAGGGGAUUGUGUUAUUAAGCAUCCAGGUGUAUUCACAACUGGAAUGGCUAUGGUUGGGGCUAUAUGUGAUUAUUGUGAAGCUUUUGUUUGCCAUGGACGCAAAUGUCUUUCUUCACACGCAUGCACUUGUCCACUUCAGGAAGCAGUUUGUAUAGAAUGUGACCGUGAGGUAUGGGACCAUGGAGGACGAGUAUUCAAGUGUUCAUUUUGUUCAAAUUUUUUAUGUGAAGAUGAUCAGUUUGAACACCAAGCCUCAUGCCAAGUUCUUGAAUCAGAGAACUAUAAAUGUCAGUCUUGCAAUAAAUUAGGCCAAUAUUCAUGUCUUCGCUGCAAGACAUGUUAUUGUGAAGAUCAUAUCAGAAGAAAAGGAUUUAAGUAUGAUAAAAAUAAGGCAAUACCUUGUCCAAAAUGUGGAUAUGAAACAUCUUGUACAAAGGAUUUGAGCAUGUCAAUACGCACGCAUAAAUAUGGAAGACAAGGAAAAUCGAGUGAUGAAUAUGAUGACAGUUCCAAUACAACAAAUGAUGAUUCGUCAUAUUAUGGAGGAAACAAUGAAGAUCAUUAUAUUGAAGAGGAAGAUGAAGAAUACUAUGAAUCAGAAGACCAAGAAGAUACCAGUGAUUGAUUAGAAGCUGAUGAACUGAUUUUAUGAUUAAAUGUAUUUUCAUACAAAAUAAAAUUUCAAGAAAUGUA